Grus americana (Whooping crane) is the source of this 3816-nucleotide messenger RNA. RefSeq names its product forkhead box J1 (gene FOXJ1). Gene Ontology annotation, biological process: regulation of DNA-templated transcription. The transcript has 3 exons. The coding region runs from base 279 to 1613 and encodes 444 amino acids. Gene Ontology annotation, molecular function: DNA-binding transcription factor activity; sequence-specific DNA binding. NCBI's taxonomy places the organism in Eukaryota, Metazoa, Chordata, Aves, Gruiformes, Gruidae. The record is from RefSeq and is a predicted model, not a curated record.
CGACUCGGCGGGCAGGGCCUGGCACGGCGCGGGGUCAUCCCUCACCCGGAGGGGGGAAAGCUGAACCCCCCCUGCCCUCCGCCACCCCCAGAGCCGGGGCUUUUGGGCUUUUUUUUUUUUUUUGGCUUUUUUUUUCUUCCUUCUUUUUUUUUUUCCCCCCCCCCUCCUGUUUUUUUUCCAGAAGCUUCUUGCUCUCUCGUGAACUUUGGAAGUUUGGGGACGUCGCCGGGACGGGGAUCUGCCCUGUCCCCUCCCUCCCCUUCACGUGCACCCCGUGAAUGCAAGAGCCGAUAAGCCAAGGCAUGGCUGAGGGGUGGCUGAAGUACCUGCGGGCAGGAAAGGCCAAGGGGCAGAAGGGCAGCAUGGAGGACUUGGACGACCUGGACGACAGCCUGACCAGCCUCAUGUGGCUGCAGGAUUUCUCAAUCACCAGUGCCAGCAUGGGGAAGUCCUCCUGCUGCCCCAGCGACCCGGACCCCCAUGACUGUCACAGGAUCCCCAGCUUUGCCGCCCCAUGCUCACCUCUGGCCGCCGACCCGGCGUGCAUGGGUGUGCCCCACGCUCCCUGCAAGCCCAUCUCCUCCUCCACCUUGAAGACGGCGCACCACGCCAUGGCCAUGCACCCUCAGCUUGCGGAGGACAUCGACUAUAAGACCAACCCGCAUGUCAAGCCGCCCUACUCCUACGCCGCUCUCAUCUGCAUGGCGAUGGAAGCCAGCGAUAAGCCCAAAAUCACCCUCUCUGCCAUCUACAAGUGGAUUACCGACAACUUCUGCUACUUCCGACAUGCCGAUCCCACCUGGCAGAACUCCAUCCGGCACAACCUCUCCUUGAACAAGUGCUUCAUCAAGGUGCCCCGGGAGAAGGGUGAGCCAGGGAAAGGUGGCUUUUGGAAGCUUGACCCCCAAUAUGCCGACCGGCUCAAGAACGGUGCCUUCAAAAAGCGGAAGACACCCCCAGUGCAGAUCCACCCGGCCUUCACCAAAAAACUCCAGGAAGAUGCACGGUGCGUCGUCAGCCCAGCCGCUUUGCCUUGCACCGCUAAUAACAUCCUCAACGUCAACAUGGAGUCACAGCAGCUGCUGAAAGAGUUUGAAGAAGUCACCGGCAACCAGAACUGGAAUCCGGCGGAUGGCAAAGCAGGGUACAAACGCAAGCAGUCCUUGCCCAAGCGAACGGCCAAGGCGGCUCGGCUUUCCAACUCUGCCUUGCUGACUCAGGAAGAGCAGACCGAGCUGGGAUCACUGAAAGGUGACUUUGACUGGGAAGCCAUCUUCGACACCAACCUGAAUGGAGACUUCUCCACUUUUGGGGAUCUGGAGCUCACGCCUCCAAUCAGCCCCGUAACACGCGAUCUGGACUUGACGGUACAUGGGCACCACGUGGACUAUCCCCAGGGGCAGGAGCAGGAGCAGGUCCUCACCGAAUCCAACCAGAACAACCUGGACUUUGAUGAAACCUUCAUGGCCACUUCUUUCCUGCAGCAUCCCUGGGACGAAGGGACAAACGAUUACCUCUCCGAUUCUGUCAAUGUGGAGCAGUUGUUUGAACUCAACGAUGCCUCUUUGCCAGCGGAUGUGAGCGACUGGAGCAGUCUGGCAUCCCUUUUAUAAGAGGCCAGGCACCAUUCAAAGCCCACAGACUUUAGUAGAAUACUCCCCCCAUGCUGCUGGGACUUACAAGGGACAAGAUUUUCUAGAGACAGAGACAUCCACAGUGACUUUUACCAGCUUCAUCAUAAGAUUAUUUACAGGAACACCAGGGGGAGAAAAAAAACCACCACCACAGGAACUUCUGAUGUGUCCUUUAAAGAUUUAACAAGAAGUCUCUAGUCCAUGAGUUUCCUCAAGAGAAGAAAUAUAACACUACUUAUUUUUUUACUUUUAAAGGAAGAAAUGUGAAUUAUCAUAAUUUUUUUCCAUGGGAAUGGACAUGGCAUAUGUUCCUUCAGGGCUAAAGGAGAGCACCUGCAAAAUCCCAUCCAAGACAUGAGAUUCCUGAUGGCUUAGGACUUGAUAGACUAAGUGCAAUUUCCUCACCCUUUUGUCUCUCUGUUUCUCUCUCUCUUUCCUUUUUCUGUCUAGCAUAGCUGGUAGGUAUAGUGUGAUAAUUAGCUAGCAAGCAAAUAGAGGUCCCUUCUGGAUUCUCUGAGUUCAACCUCCCUCCUGACUUGUGCCUAGGGAAGAAGAAAAGGUUUAUAAAUUCGGCAAGUCUGCCUUUUUAGAUGUUUUUAUAUAAUCUAUUAUAUAUUAUAUAUUCAAAGAAACCUAUAUUUUUAGCACUAGAAUUUCUUAAUUGUGGGGGGGAUAGGGGAAAUGCAGUUUGGGAGUUGUUUUAUAUUUUCACUGUUUAAAGGCUUGUGUUCAUUGUUCUGUAAACCAAGACCACGCGAGGGAGGAUUCCUGCAGCAGCAGCAACAGGUUUUGGUAAGGAUCCAGAAAUUGGCCCGGCAGGAGAGGAGCAGUGGGGACCAGGGCGCUCCUGGAACGGGCUUUUGUAUUUUUUGUACCCAAAAUCCUCGCUGCAGUUGCCGAAGGGUCUAGACCACCAUAAACCCUCUCUGUCUUUCAUUAGCUGACAUAGCCCCUCUCCAUUUGUUUCGGUUCAAGACUGUUGCUCUCUGCUUCUUUUGCUCAUCCAUCAGGCUCCAAACAGCUGCCAGGGCAACGCAGGACCCCAGUUAAGGAUGCGCUUUUUGGGGGAGCUGUAAGGAAAACACCAUGGCAUGGCCAUCAGCUAGCAGUGAUGGUGUCACUCUGCAUCGAAUGCUCCCAGGUGGGACCCAGGAGGAAAGAAAUCCACAUUCAGGCUCCAUCCAGCAGCUCAGGCCAAAGACUCUGCAUGCAACGGGCUCUGGGGCCGGCAGCGGAGAUAAAGUCCCAUCCAGCCGGGAGCAGCUCUUCAGCCGGGAGAUCCACCUGGAUUGACACAAAUGGAAGCUUUGGCCCUUUGGCUCGGCGUGCAGCGAGAGCGUGGCAGCGUCUCUGCAAAGUAGCUCAGAAACAUUUCGGGAGCGGAACCAAACUGCUGCAACUUGACUUGAAGAUCUUGAACUGGAUUCUUCGCCUCUCCUUCGCUGUAGGUUAUUAGAGGUAGAGUAGCUGUUAGGUAGGAGUAAGUAGAAGCUGUAGUUUUAAUGGUGUGUCUUAGACUUGCCGAAAAAUGGAAGAUUGUAAAGAGUUUCUUUUUUGGUUACAAAAGCACUUAGGACCUUUAAUGUGAGCAAUAUAAUUUAGCAAGAGUAUAGUUGUAGUAUAAGAAUCAAUAAGCAAGCCUUAAAAAAAAAAAAAAAAUUAAAAAAUUACCCUUGGAGUAAUUUUCACCCAAAUUUGGGGAGAGGGUUGGAGCCGUGGAGGUGCGAGCACAAGUCCUGUAUCCCCCGGUAAAGCAUGGGGCAGGCUGAGAACCAACAUCUUCAGCUCAUGCAAGCAGCAGAGAUGGGGCUGCUUUGCCCAGGUGCUAGCAUCUGAAGUCCCCUGGGAUGCCACCGCACGGCUGGGGAUGGUGUCCCAGGGCCGAUGUCUCUGGAGGGGCUUUGGGGUUCUGUGUAGAUGUUUCUAUCUGUAUUUGCAAUGCUUCUUGUUAUUUGUUGUUUUUGUUAUAUUUUCCUGUUUUGGAGCCUCUAUACCGAUGCUGAAGAACUGCAGAGGUACGUGUGCAAUUUAACCUUUUUCAUGGAAAGUUAUUUACAAAUUAAAAAAAAAAAAACGAAUAAGAAAAAGCCCUUUUGCCUCCUUAUUUCCCUGCAGCACUGCCUGGCUCUGUCUGACCCUCUGCCCUGGAGGUAGGGGACAUCUCACCAGCCCAGUCCUGGUU